Messenger RNA from Helianthus annuus (common sunflower), 2271 nucleotides. Its product is annotated as probable translation initiation factor eIF-2B subunit delta. The transcript is spliced from 7 exons. The record is from RefSeq and is a predicted model, not a curated record. NCBI's taxonomy places the organism in Eukaryota, Viridiplantae, Streptophyta, Magnoliopsida, Asterales, Asteraceae. The coding region runs from base 133 to 2016 and encodes 627 amino acids.
CAUAGUUUCUCAUUUUACUAUAGCAUCCAAAACUUCCUCCGUCACCGCCCACAAAAACCUCACCGUACAAAUCUCCACUCACCACCUUCAUCCCCACCCUAUAAACCCUAGCUCCACCACAUUCUGCCACCAAUGGAUCCCCGCCGGCAAUCCCGCACCGUCAUCGACCCCAAAGUCCGUCAAGUCGGCUUCUUCGCACCACCGGACCACUCUCAAUCCGUUCCCCUACCACAAUCCUCCACUUCACCUCCAUAUUCGGACCUUUCUCCCUCCGGCAACUCACUCUCUCCGGUCAUGAUUCCACCUCCCCGUACUCUACCACCGGCGAAUCGGCUAUUGUCGCCGUUAAAUCGGUUCUCCGGCGACUCUGUGAAUGCAGUUCCGGUUGGAAGUUACAAUCCGUCGCCAUCUGUUGGAGAUUUUUUUGAGGAGAAGAGUGUGCGGUCGCCGGACCGGCGACGGAGCGGUGGAGGCGGUGGUUCCGGGAAGUUUGCGUCGUCUUUGCCGGCUGGUGGAUUUGAGAUGCUGCCGGAGGUUAAACCGAAGAGCUUGACUACUGUUUCGGUUGUUAGUAAGUUGCAGGGUAAUGUGACUGAAAAGGUUGGGGAACAAUCCAGUGAAUCUCAAGAUGUAAACUCAAAGCAGCCAUUGAAAGAGAAAACUUCAAAGGCUGAAAGGCGUGCUCUUCAGGAGGCUCAACGGGCUGCAAAAGCUGCCGCAAAAGCAGGAGGAAAUGCGGUAGCAAACACGAAAACCGGAAAAGCCAACAGUGUUCAAAAGAAAGACAACGCAUCUUCCAUUGCACCAACAGAAAAAAGGGUAGUUGAUCAUAAAGAUAAAGAUAGAAAGAAAGACGUCCCUCAUCCACGAAUGCAGUUUGAUGAUGCAACUCGUGUAGAGAAAGCUAAAAAGCGUGCAGUUGUAAAACAAACUGAGGUCAGAAACCGAGUUGAGCUUUUUAGGCAUCUACCUCAAUAUGAACAUAAAACAAAGCUUCCUCAUCUUGAAAUUAACUUUUUCGGUCUCAAUUCCGUUCACCCUGCUGUUUACAAGGUUGGAUUAAGAUAUUUGGCUGGUGAUAUAUCAGGCGGAAACGCACGUUGUAUUGCAAUGCUUCAAGCAUUUCAGGAAUCCAUAAUGGAUUACUCAACACCACCAGAGAGAGCUCUUAACAGGGACUUAACUGCAAAAAUAAACAGUUACGUCUCAUUUUUAAUCGAAUGCCGGCCCCUUUCAAUCAGCAUGGGGAAUGCAAUCAAGUUUGUUAAAUCCCGAAUCGCCAAUCUUCCAUUAACUUUAUCCGAAUCAGAAGUGAAAGCUACUCUUUUAUCUGAAAUCAGCAAUUUCAUUAACGAAAAAAUAAUUCUAGCAGACAAGGUGAUUGUACGACAUGCUGUGACGAAAGUCAGUGACGGUGACGUCCUUCUUACGUAUGGAUCCUCUUCGGCAGUUGAAAUGAUACUAUUACAUUCCCAUGAGCUUGGAAAACGGUUCCGUGUUGUGAUUGUCGAUUCCCGCCCUAAACUUGAAGGCCGGUUAUUACUUCGAAGGCUCGUUGGAAAGGGUAUCAGCUGCACUUAUGUUCACAUAAACGCCAUUUCUUAUAUCAUGCAUGAAGUCACUCGUGUUUUUCUGGGUGCGUCAUCGGUAUUGGCAAACGGAACCGUGUACUCGAGAGUCGGGACCGCGUGUGUUGCUAUGGUUGCUAAUGCUUGCGGUGUCCCUGUUAUAGUAUGCUGCGAAGCUUAUAAAUUCCAUGAACGAGUUCAGCUCGAUUCAAUCUGCUGUAACGAACUCGGGGACCCCGAUGCGAUUUCUAAAGUUAAUGGGAGGGAAGAAGUAAACUAUUUGAAGGACAUUGCGGAUAAUGAAAGCCUACAACUUCUUAAUUUGACGUAUGACUUAACGCCUUCAGAUUACGUUUCAAUGAUUAUAACUGAUUAUGGCAUGAUACCUCCAACCAGUGUCCCUGUCAUCGUAAGAGAAUUCCGCAAAGAACAUAUAUGGAGUGGCUGACAUUCGAGAUCGUUAAACUGCCAGUUUUGUAGGUUAUUGUUGUGUUCUUUUUGCUAUUGAUAGUCAAUCUUCGACUCUGUGAAGAGUGCAAUAUUAUGCCUCUCCGAGCUUUUUGGUACUUUUUGGUGUUUUUGGUUAUCUGUACCUUUCGGAUUCAUGAGUUUUGAGCAGAUCACUUUUGUGGCGCUAUACAGGGGUGGGGACUGGGGGAUGUUUUGAUGGAGUUUUAUAUUGUCCACUUUGCAAGGUUUUUUU